UCAGUCCCAAUCAGAGCUGGAAUCCCAGAAUGCUUUAGUUCUACAGCUGAGGACAUACAUAGGUGAACUUGUUCCGGAUAAUCGACAAGUAGAGGAGCAGAAGAGGGAAAAAACUGAGCUGAAGAAUACAAUACAGCUCCUGGAGAAAGAGCGAGAUGCUCUGCAGACUUCUAUGUCGCUCCUGCAGACCCGGCUGUCAUCACUGACGCACAUUUUAUCUCUCCAGGAAAGUGACCUCUGUAAAAAAGCAGAUAAACACUUGGAUGGGCAGAAGACACAGCAGCUGCUUAAGCUUUGGAGGGAGAAGGUGUUCAGUUUAAUGGUUCAGCUGAAGUCCGAAGAUAUCAACAAGGAGAAUGAUAAUAGGAAGAUACAGGAGAAGAUCUACUCUCUGGAAAAUUCUGUGCGUGAGAGCAACCAGCAGCUGGCCCUGUACUCGCAUGCCAUGCAGGACCGCACAGCGGAGCUAGAGAUGGAGAGGGUCCGGAACAAAUGUUUAGAGGACAAGCUGACCGCCACACAAACUUCAGCCGCCUCUCUAUCCAGCCGAGCAGAAAAAGCUGAACAAACUGUGCUACAACUAAAGCAAAUGAUAGACAGUUUUGUGCAGGCUUUCUACACCCAAGAAAACUCCUUCCGUGGAACCUUGCAACGACUGGUGACCCUGGGACAGAGGGUCACAUUUGCUACCAAGAGAGUGGACACCAUACAGGGUUUGGUGGCCCAGAGACUGGCCCUGGUAAAGCUGAGACCAGAAGAACAGCCCAGUAACACGGUGACAGAUGACAUAUGUCGUCCUUCCUAUGAGGAUUUAGUAGUUGAAGUGAAUCUCCUGAAUGAAGAAAGAGACCGUCUGAGUGCAGAGCUGAAGCGCAGCGCUCUGAUCAUCGAGGGAAGGGUGACAGAGACCAGAGAGAAAUUGGAAGCAGAACUUGAGGCCUAUCAUCACACGGCAUCCCUCCUGCGCUCUUCACUCCAUGAGACAGAAGAGAGAGAGCGCACCCUUAGAGAACAAGUCGUUGAUCUGGAGAAGAGACUCCAGGAAGCUUGUGAGACCGCGACACAAGUGCAGGAGCAACUGCGGGAUCAGAAGGCGGAGUAUGAGAAAGAGUUACAGGACAAAGUGAGAGCCCUAGAGGAGAAGACAGCACAGCAGCUGGCUCAGAUGGAGAAGCAUCUGCAUGACGCCAGAAGAGAACACACUAAAGCAGUUGUGGCUUUAAGACAAAGCGAGCGCCAGAUGCAGCGAGAAAAGGCGCGGAACCAGGAAACUAUAAGUACUAUAGAAGAUGCAGCUCGAGUACGAGAGGAACAACUGACCCGACAACUCUGUGACGCUGAGCGGGAUAAAAACCUAAUGACAGUGAGUUCAUUGUAUAUGUCUGUCUGUGGCAACUCUACGGCAGGAAGGGCUAUUUGCCUCCUAUCAGAAAACCCGGAUGACCGCUGUCCAGUCCUUAAAUACUGCCAAAGAGAAGGUGGAGAGACCAGCAGAGGACACCAGAACCGGUUGUACUCCUGGGCUUAAAGAAUCGAUAUCCAGCAUGCUCGCCAAUCUGCAAAGCCUUGGAGCCACUGUACUAGCGGAUGAGGAAGAUGAUGAUGAUGAUGACGACUAGAUGCCAAUCACAGUCAUUAACACACCAGAAGAAUUUGCUGUCUACAAACCUGGGGUGGAAAAUGUUUCGUGUUUAAAUUGGGGAUGAAUCCUGCAGAUUUAGGGUAGGGUCGCACACAGCGCAUACACAUCAUAUUCAACGCUGCAAGAAAUCUUUUGCGCAGCGGGAAAUACACAUGUACUAGGAGCAGACGCACAAGGCUUUUCCCUGUGUGUAGUAAAGUUUGGGACCGGCCCAGUGCUGUGAUGUAACUGACAUGCGGUCUGCCUCCGAACCUCACAGCACUCACAAGGCUGCGGCGGGAAUGCCCCGUGUGUCUGAAUCUAGCACAUACACAGAUUAUUCCCUGCUGCCUGGCAGAUUUCUCGCAGCGUCAAAUACGCAGAGUAUGCUUUGUGUGUGACUCUACCCUUAGUGAGGUAGUAGCUCAUCACACAACCAUUGUAACCUCUGGGAAGGACUACACACGAUAGUGCCUGAGCUAUGAUAAUGGAUUACCAAUUUAUGUCAUCAUAAUGAAUGGCUUUUGUAUGAAAAACCAUGUAAAUAAAUAUUUAUUUUAAUAAAGAUUGUGAGAUUUACCAAACUUAC
Molecule: messenger RNA, 2210 nt
Organism: Hyla sarda
Lineage: Eukaryota; Metazoa; Chordata; Amphibia; Anura; Hylidae
Product: coiled-coil alpha-helical rod protein 1-like
Biological process (GO): protein export from nucleus; cell differentiation
Cellular component (GO): centriole
Source: RefSeq, a predicted model, not a curated record